AUGUCGAACAUCACCUUACUUCGAGGGUUUUGCCCCCCGCCCUUCUUCGAUGUCUCAAAAUUCAGUCUGGAAGGAUUCGUUGAUGGAAGAUUCUGCGCACCUGUUGCAGCAAACCUGGUCUGUUGUCUGCCAUGUCCAAUGACGGAUUUCAUCUACCCACCUCGUUUCAAUACAUACUAUCGUGUGGCAGAAGCGUUGAACGUGGUGGGCUUGAUAUGUCUGGUAUUCCUCUUGAUUACAUUCAUAGUCUUGCCCGCCGAGAAAACUAGACGGCACUAUUUGAGUUAUUGCUUGAUCAUCGCCGCAAUUCUCAUGGCACUCGGCUUCGUCGUACCCUUUGGAGCACAACCUGAACAGUGUUAUGACGAAAUAACACCCAACGACAUGUACACCAGUCUGACAUGCGCAUUUUCAGGCGCUUUUCUCAUCUCCGGGGGGCUUUCCUUUGGAGUAUGGAUCUUCAUUCGCGCUUUGUCGAUGCACCUCCAAAUCUGCUGGGAUGUGACGCCUGGCAAGAGGUUCUUCUACUGGGCUCAAGGACUGGGUUGGUCCGUUGUCGCUACCUUCUUCACCGUCACCAUCACCAUUACCGGCGUGUCAUACCGAUUCGGUGAUGUCUGCCAUGUCAAUGCGGCACAUUCAAUGGGUGACCUCUGGGGUCCACUCCUCGCCAUUGCCGGAGCAGCCACUCUCCUCCAAAUCGGUACCUUCUUCUACUGCAUCAAGGUCUAUCUCCAGAACAUGUUCAGCGACGAAGGCACGGAGACUCAAAGCAGUGCCGGGCUACCAUCCUACACCAACAGUACGCGAACUCGCUCGGCGCGCGCUGUGUAUCGACGUGUUCGCAAGGUCCUUUGGCUGCAAUGGAGAGGAAUCACGAUUGUGGUAUUUAUUCUUGUCGAUGUCGUGUUCCUCUCCAUUGUAUUCAUCUGGCUCAACGACAUCACAUCGCAUGCUACAGAGGAUAUGGAGGACCUCAGACCAUUUGUCGGCUGUCUGCUCAAAAACCCCAACGAUCCGGCACCAUGUUAUUCGCUUGGUCAGGAGCUAUCUGUUGACGAGUCCACGGUCGUCGCCAUCCUGAUGAUGCUCUCGGUCGCUGGACUGCAGUGCUUCAUUUUGCUUGUUCGGUGGACCAUGAUCACAGGAUGGAUCGACUAUUUCAAAGCAAAGUUCAGCAAGAAUCGCGAAUUCGUGUCUUUGGACGCAAAGAAGAAUGCCGGAGACCUUGAGCUGAAGAAAUUCGAAUUGCAACAACCGAUGAAUGCCUAUAGCCCUGGCCUUGCCAGCUACGCGGCCAUAGCUACAACGCCCCGUGCAGACACACCGGAUUAUCUUGCGAAGGAGUCGAUGCAGACGGAGCGGGCUUACCGCAGUCCAACUCUAAGCUUCUCCACGCCGCGACCACAAUCGCGAGCUGGAGUUAAUAAUGUAGAAUGGGAUCCGAGAUCGUCGCAUGCACGAGGAGGACUGGGCCUACAUCCUCCGGGUUACGACGCAAAAAUAUGA
Molecule: messenger RNA, 1509 nt
Organism: Plenodomus lingam JN3
Lineage: Eukaryota; Fungi; Ascomycota; Dothideomycetes; Pleosporales; Leptosphaeriaceae
Biological process (GO): G protein-coupled receptor signaling pathway; cell surface receptor signaling pathway
Cellular component (GO): membrane
Molecular function (GO): G protein-coupled receptor activity
Source: RefSeq, a predicted model, not a curated record